This is a messenger RNA of Papilio polytes (common Mormon), 1480 nucleotides long. Its product is annotated as opsin-2-like. The transcript is spliced from 8 exons. NCBI's taxonomy places the organism in Eukaryota, Metazoa, Arthropoda, Insecta, Lepidoptera, Papilionidae. Gene Ontology annotation, molecular function: G protein-coupled receptor activity. Bases 31 to 1170 code for a protein of 379 amino acids. Gene Ontology annotation, biological process: visual perception; G protein-coupled receptor signaling pathway. The record is from RefSeq and is a predicted model, not a curated record. Gene Ontology annotation, cellular component: membrane.
CCGAACGCACUACCGAGGGCUGCUCACAAGAUGAUCCCGCCUGCCGUCAUGGACAAUCACACUGAAAAUUACAAUUAUGGCGCUUAUUUUGCACCAUAUAGAUCGGAGGGAAUGGAAAUGCUAGGCGAGGGUCUGACGGGCGAGAAUCUGGCGGCCAUCCCGGAGCACUGGCUGUCGUACCCCGCUCCGCCCGCUAGCGCUCACACCAUGCUCGCGCUCGUCUACGUGUUCUUCACUGCCGCCGCUCUCAUCGGAAACGGACUCGUCAUAUUCAUUUUCUCCGCUUCAAAGUCACUUCGAACGCCUAGCAACCUUUUGGUCGUGCAGCUGGCGGUGUUGGAUUUCUUAAUGAUGCUGAAAGCGCCGAUAUUUAUUUACAACAGUAUAAAGCGUGGUUUCGCAUCAGGCGUUAUUGGAUGUCAGAUAUUCGCUUUCAUGGGCUCGGUGAGCGGAAUCGGAGCAGGACUGACCAACGCUUGCAUAGCUUACGAUAGACACUCUACGAUCACGCGACCGCUGGACGGGCGGCUGUCGCGCGGCAAAGUGCUCCUGAUGAUGGUGUGCGUGUGGGUAUACACGGCGCCCUGGGCCAUCUUACCGCAGCUGCAGAUCUGGGGCAGAUAUGUGCCUGAGGGUUUUCUGACAUCUUGUACAUUCGACUACCUCACCGCGACAUUUGAUAACAAACUGUUCGUGGGGUGCAUGUUUGUCUGCGUCUACAUUUUCCCCAUGACCGCCAUCUUGUACUUCUACAGCGGUAUUGUAAAACAAGUGUUUGCACAUGAAGCCGCAUUAAGAGAACAAGCGAAGAAAAUGAACGUAGAUUCCUUGAGGUCGAAUCAAAACGCGGCUGCGGAGUCUGCGGAGAUACGCAUCGCAAAGGCAGCGCUCACUGUUUGCUUCCUGUACGUCGCCUCGUGGACUCCCUACGGCGUCAUGUCGCUCAUCGGGGCCUUUGGAGACCAGAAUCUUUUAACACCGGGGGUAACAAUGAUACCCGCCCUUGCAUGCAAGGGUGUCGCCUGUAUCGACCCUUGGGUUUAUGCCAUCAGCCAUCCGAAAUACAGACAAGAACUGCAAAAGCGAAUGCCAUGGCUACAGAUCGACGAACCCGAUGAUAAUGCCUCCAACUCAACCAGUAACACGGCCAACAGCUCGGCUCCCGCAUAACUACGAACAUAUACUGACAUACAACGCGCAUAAACUUACUGAUUAUUACGACAUAACUUGCUUUAUGGAAAAAAAAUAUUUAAGGGAUCUAUAAUUAUUACCGAAAAGUUAUAUAAUACUUAGAUAUUAUUCAUUUAUUAACCUCGAUAUAUGCAAUAAUAUGCUCAAAAUGAGUAAAACUGAAAAAAAAAGUUAAACUAUAUAUAGUUUAUUCAAUAGAUAAUGAUGAACUGGCGCGAAUAAUGGACUACGACAUAUUGUAUCUAUUUAUGUUUCUAUUCUUAAUAGCAAAGAAUUUCAAUAAACAGAA